Ceraceosorus guamensis is the source of this 1356-nucleotide messenger RNA. RefSeq names its product acid protease. Lineage: Eukaryota; Fungi; Basidiomycota; Exobasidiomycetes; Ceraceosorales; Ceraceosoraceae. The record is from RefSeq and is a predicted model, not a curated record. The transcript has 3 exons. Gene Ontology annotation, molecular function: aspartic-type endopeptidase activity. Gene Ontology annotation, biological process: proteolysis. Bases 1 to 1356 code for a protein of 451 amino acids.
AUGGAGUCAGAGAUCGACAAGGACUUCGACAUCCCCACCGGCGUGCAGAAGAGGGCAGCCAAACCAUCUCACUUGCACUCACGCUCUUACAACGAUCGUUUGCAGGCCAGAGCACAAGGAACAUCGGACGGCGACAUCACCAAAAGGGGCGAGAAUCGCCGGUGGGUGGGCGAUGAGGGUCUUGGCUUGAGCAUAGCCCGGGCGUCCAACACUCAGAGGGACAACGAAUGGCUGAUCGAAGUCGGCGUUGGUUCACCCUCACAACCCAUCAAGAUGGUCGUCGACACUGGCUCAGCCGACUCUUGGAUGUACUCGCCGUCGUGCUGCUACGGCAAGAGUCACCACUACUUCGAUCCAGCCGCAUCCUCCACAUUCUCCAACCGCACCCUCUCUACUAAGGGCCGGCCCAUCCGUGCGGCAUCCGGCGUACAAGGCCAGUGGUGGAGCACAUCCUACGCUGGCGGCUCAGGAACCGAUGGGUACCUGGGCAUCGACACGAUGCGAAUUGGGAAUCCUUCUGUCAAUGUGCCGGACUCGACCAUUGGCCUUGCGCUCGCCGUCAAUGGUCAGCAGCGUGCGUCGAGGAAGAUGGAAGGUUUGCUAGGCUUCAGUCCGGGCGCUCUCAGCCCUACGCGUGGAGGUUGGGUCACGCCCUUCGAGAAGAUGACGCGGGAUGGGACCCUGGCGUACCCGGUCCUCACCGCCAAUUUGCUCAAGGCGGACCGCAGGACAGGUAAAGGAGGCGGAGGCCAAUACACGUUUGGAGAUGUCAAACAACCCAACAUGGACGGGGAAAUGAAGUGGAUCGAUUCCACUAGCACGUACUACUGGGGUGCACACGGAGCCGGGCUGCGCAUGGGCGACCACCACCUCAAUGACGAUGAUCACAACAAGCGCUUCAUCCUGGACACUGGCUCUUCCAUUCUGUACCUGUCGAGCAGAAGCGCAGCGCUGGGCAAUGCACAGAUUGCCGGAUCGUACUAUGCGGCCGAGUCCUCGCUCGGCACAAAAUGGCUCGUUCCCUGCGCCACUGGGCUGGUCGAAUACGAGCGUCAACUGCCUCCUGGGCAAAGGACACCUCCGUUUUGGGUGGAUCUGGAUGGAGCUCAGUUUGCCAUCCCUGCCGAAGAUCUCGUAUUUUGGCCAAACAGUCCGAUAGACCCUUCAGAGACGGGAGGAAGAGAAAACAUGUGCUUCUCCACCAUUCAGGAAGGUUCUGAACAAUUGGCUGUCAUUGGAACUGCUUUCAUCAAGAACCACAUCGUCUCGUUUGCCUUUACGGACAACAAGGCUACGAACCGAAGGAUCGGCAUUGCAAAUCGCUCCGACGUCAACCUCUUUCCCAACCUGAACUGA